CAGCGUGGCUUAGUCUGAGUCUGUAUCUUCUCAGUGCUGUAGAAGGGAAGUUUGUAGUGCUGUUAGAAGUGACUUGUCGUGUUCUGUGUUCCGUUCAUGUAAGUGCGUCUGUAUUUGUAAACCUCAGUACGACAGCUUACAGGAAUUUUCACACUUGGCAGUUACCGAACAACCGAAUUUUGGAUUACAGAUUACAUUCGAAUGUUUGAAGAAUGCGGAACCACUUGCUUGGGUGAUUUCAAUGAGGAACUAUGAUGAAUACAAGUUAUUCUCAUCACAAGCCUGGUCGAGGGUGUUUUUUCGUUUGGAUUGUAUAAUAAGAAUCCAACAGACAUACUCGGCAUGAAGACCGAAGAAAGAAAUACUACUAAUUCAUCACGGGUACGGAUAGCCGUGUUGGGAACAAUCAACGUUGGAAAAUCAGCUUUGACCGUCCGCUACUUGACACGAAGAUUCAUUGGAGAAUACCGAUCGAAUACUGAUCUGUUGUACAAGCAGACAAUGAUGAUCAACAACGCACCUGUUGAGCUGGAAAUAAUCGACGUCUCUGGAGAAUCGAGAGACGCAUGCUUCCCAGUAGAGCAGGUGCAGUGGGCUGAUGCUUGCGUGGUUGUCUACUCGAUAACUGACAAGCAGAGCUUUAGCUACGCUCUGGAGGCAUUGGAUCAUCUGCAGAAGCAGCGACCUGUCUCUUCUGUUCCUGUCAUACUUCUCGCCAACAAAGCUGAUCUCGAACACCUUAGAGAGGUGGACGAGAUCGAGGGCAGAACUGCGGCAAUCCAGUACGGCUGUCAGUUCUUCGAGGUGUCGGUGGCCGAGAACAGUGCAGACCUGUACCAGGCGUUUGAGGUGCUUCUGAACGAGUCGAGGUGUCAGCAGGGCAACAACAAGACCCGAAAGUUCUCCGUUUCCAAGAUGAUCGGCACGCUGAUCGGCGGAGGCGGCAACAACAAGGAACAAAAACAAUUCCAAGGUGGCACUGUUGUUGUCUGCCAAAAGUCAGACCUGCACCGCAACAGAGUCCUCAAGAGACGCCAGAACUACACAGCUACCGCCUCGUUGUGAUGCCACAGUCCAUUGAUCACCGACAAACAAUGAACGGACAGAUUUUAUGAUGAAUCUUUCCUUUUGGUGUCACACAGUUGACUAAUUGUUGCCGGCAGCUUCGACUUUUUCGCUGGUUGAAAGCCAACAAGACUCUGGGCACGAUUGUGGAUAUGACUUUCAAUUACCUAUUUUAUUGUAGGUACUUGUAAAUGCACUCACAAAGAGAAAUCAGUCUUGAAUGUUGUCGAAGUAGUUGAAUCAUCUAAGAUUCUAAAUAAUUUGGUAAAUCUGUGAUAUUCCUGUACUAUAGCUUGAUCUGGAAAAUAUCUUUAUCUGAAUAAAUUGAUUUUGUUUCGAAUGGGUUCCACUUGAAAAAUAAUAAUUCAAUUUUCAUUUGCUUUUUAAUAGAACUUUAUUUCUGGCGAAAUUAACGAUAGUCAAUUUGUAUAAGCUAUUGAAUAUUAUCUUAUAUCUCAUUGAAUAAAAAUUAGCUUGAUUACGGUAAGCAACGUAUUGAAGAGAUAGUAUCUUCAUCUUUUUAUCAACAUUAUAGUAAUGGAUUGCAAAGAAAUAUAUUCUUAUAGAAUUCACAAUACAAUCAUAUCCAGCCUAUAUGGCAUAUCUUCAACACAAUAUUGCUGUCUAACUCUGAAUAAUUUCAUUGCUCUCAAGUUAUAUGAUUAAUCAUUCAAUGAGUACAUUGAUCAAAUUUGAGCAUUUAUCAGCAUACUAGUGAUACUCUUAAGAAUCUCCUGACUGAUCAUCAUCUCUCAUUCACCAUAUCACUCUCACUCCCUCUUUUUUGCUUUCUCUUUCGUUAUAGCCCAUACGGACUAUUUCCUAGUAUCUAGUACUAUAGCAUCUCAAAUCAUUCACAGAACUCAACAAUAGUAGCAUAUCAUAGGAAAAACACAGGUACAGAAUUAUUUUACUCUAUGUAUACAAUAAGAAUCCAUGAAUUUGGUUGUCGUAAUCCCAUAAUAUCAUGUUCAUCAUAAAUAUUAGUUACGGUACAUGAAUCCAUGAAAUUGGUUGUCUUAGUUAUUUAAAUUACUGCUAUUUGAAAAUAUUUAAAUAUCCUCAUAACCUUUACGGAAAGAUGAGAGUAUUAGGUUGGUAAGUGGUGCACUGACACACAGCACCUCAUAAAAAUAUACAGAUUAAUUAAGGUAAAAAUAUGUUGGUUAAUUCUAGCAUGUGGAACUAGCAAUUAGAAAAUCAGUUUAGUAAUCUUUGUUGACCAUUCCAAGUCUUUCUUCGAGAGUCUUUGGCUUACAUGCAUGCAAAGGAAUUUUUAUAACGUGUAACUUAAAGUAUCAAUAAUUUAGAUGAGAUGAUAUCAUUUUUUGUAGCGUAUGAUAAAGUUGUGAGAAAUAAGCCAUUAAAUUCGAAAAAACUGUAACACAUUUCUCCUGAUUAUUGGACUGCACAAAAUAAUGAUUUUCGUAAAAAAGAAUAUAGAUAAUAUAUUGAAUAUCAACAAACAUUCCAUGUCAGACAUUGAAAAUGUCUAGUUAGGUACCCUAUCAAUCAACAAUAAACUGUCUAAAGCUCUACCCAUUGGCAGUUCUAAAUACAUAAAAAAUUAGGAAAUCAUAACAUCAAAAUCCCUAAAUGUAAUAAUACAUUUUUUCUUUUAAAUUAGAUUAGUAACUACCUAUAUAAUUUUAAAAUUACUCACCAAUCUGUUGAAACAGAUUCUUAAGAACUGAAAGCAAUGUUUUUGAAUAUAUAAAAAUUGCUGUAUUUUUGUUACUACUGUCGCCUACAUUCUAUAUAGUCGGAUUUGUCUAUUUCUAGAAUGACUACUACAUGAAGAAAUAAUUAUAAAAAGAUUUAUUCUAUCUUCACAUUAUAUUAUAACAUUGUGUAUUUUUUUUAAAUUGGCUGAAAAUCCUCCAAUCACUCCUUCAACUACUUUUUAUCUGAAACAUCAUCUCCAUAGGGAGUGCAAGAAUAUAAGGAGAUUGAUUCCACGAUAACUUUGCUAGCUAUAUUAUCAAUAAGUGAUUUUUAUCAUUAAAACUGAUUGUGUAUCAAAACAUGCAUAUUUUCAUGUAGCCUAUUGUGACAAUGUACUACUAAAUCAUAAUGUGAAAAAUCGUAUUAAUGAAUCUCUUAUUUGUACAUAUAAUCUAUGAUUAAUAUGUUCUCUAUAAAAUAAUAGAUACUCAACUCUGUAAUCUUGUAUUAUGUAUGUAUAAUACGCUAGUCAUCAUGUAUGACAAUUAUAUGUAUGAUAAAAGAAUAGUUUGGCUGUGAGGAUAGCCUUUGUCAGAGGUGGUAACUUCUUCAGAGUUAAUGGAGUUAGAAAAAUCAGAAAAUUGGCCUACAGUUUCCAUUGAAAAUUUUACAUAAAUAAAUUAGUCAUUUAUAUCAAAUAGCUCCCACAUUCUUUGCUUGAAAAAUGUUUGUAAGUGUGUUUUGGAUAUAAAUUAUUUGGUUCAAAUUACUAGAUUAUUUUCAGUGAUUUGUUUAACUCAUCUGUUGGAGUGUAUCUUCCUAUUAAAAAUUCUCUUUCCCUUGAGAGUUGUAAUUUCCAGUAUAAAUGAAGUAGGCCUAUGUAGAAAUUACUUAAUUCGAAAUUUACUACCCAAAUUAUCGAUAAUAUUUAUUAGAACGCACUACCGAUAUUCAAGAAUUAAUAACUAAAUCAACCAAUGAAGUAGUAGAUAAGAUUUCAAUUGAACAUUUGUCGGAUUUUUGGCUUUCCAAGUAAUUUCUAAUUUCUAAACGGUUUCUCACUAUCCAUGGAAGGAACAUUCAAAUUUAAUAAAUAUAGGCUACUGUAUAGGCUAUUAGUUUAUCAAAUAUAAUGAUAUUCGCAAAUCACUUGUAUACUCAAAUAUGUGAAUAAAUUAUAAUUUUAUAAAUAACACAAAAUGUCUACUUGAAGAUUAGAUUUGUUACUCGUGAUGAAGAAAAAUGAUUCUGCCUUGGAAAUGAAUUAUUUUUGUCUUGUAUCGUACCGGUAUGUCUAUAACGUAUUGUAUCUUGCAUGAUGAAAAAUAUUAUAGAAUGAUUUGUGUUCAAAAAUACGUAGUACAGUUCAAGUUAAUGUUAUUCGGUUCAAAAAUAUUAUUACUAAUGUAUGAUGGCUGUGAUUAAAAUAAGUAAUCUUGUGAAGAUUAUAAACUGUAUUUAUUGUAAUAAUGAUAAUUUUAUAGAUUAAUUUGAUGUGAAUUAAAUACUUCAGCCUUUACAGAA
Molecule: messenger RNA, 4254 nt
Organism: Nilaparvata lugens (brown planthopper)
Lineage: Eukaryota; Metazoa; Arthropoda; Insecta; Hemiptera; Delphacidae
Product: ras-like protein family member 11B
Exons: 7
Coding region: 343-1065 (240 amino acids)
Molecular function (GO): GTP binding; GTPase activity
Source: RefSeq, a predicted model, not a curated record